AUUCUCUUCGCUCCCAAUGGUCCCAACCGGUCAACUAACCUGUUAUAACAAGUUGCACUGACACGUGUUGGCGACAAUUGGUCUAAAAAUUAACAAAAGUUUUUUUUUUAAAAAAAGUUAGAAAAAAUUAAUUAAUUAUUUCAAAAAUCCCCACCAGCUUCUCUCAAAAAAAAAAAUCCUCACCAGCAAAACCUACCCUCCCCGUCGCUGUUCCUGCCGACGAGCUGCAGGAUUCCAUUGUUCCACAGCAUCGACGACCGCCAACAAGCUCUCCUGCAGCGCCGAGCCGCCGACCACCCAGAAGCUCUCUCGCCGACGCCCUCCUUCCCUUCCCCCUCCCACGAACCUCCCUCCCCACCGCCACGAAACCCAGUAAAAACUAUCCCCCAACCUUUAAAAUCCUUUCUCUGUCCCGAUCCCAGCCCCCUUCCCCUUCCCCAAUCCCUUUUCCGGCUACCUCCCCUUCCCCACGCUCUGAAUUCGACCCUUAUCCCCUUCCAACUUCUCGAUUUUGGCCCUUCUCCUCUUCGCACAUCUUGAUUUCGUUAGUGGUUGUGGUGGGUAAAAGGGUAGGGGAGGGUUGGAGAGCAGCUCCGAGUAGGGGAAUGGCGCGGCGCGGCGAGUCUGGCUGCUCUGGGCCUCGUCUGGCUGGUGGCAGGGCGGCGAGUUGGCUGAGGUUGCGGUGGGGCUAGGGUUAAUUGUAGGUUUUUUUUUUUUUUUUUUGUAAAAUUAUUAAAAUAAAUAAUUAAUGUUAAUUAUUAAUAAUCCAUUCUUAAAACAAAAUUAAAUAGAAAAUUAUUUUUUUGAUCAAUCACGUGAUGACACGUGUAAAUUAAACUUAAUUAAAAAGUCUCUAGGACCAUUAGGAGCGAAGUGGAUAUAAAAGUCGGAUUAUUUAAAAAUAAUCUGGGAUUAUUUUGGACGGACGGGCCAAAGUGGGAUUAUUCCGGGUAAUUUUUCCCUUAUUAUUUACUGCUUCUCCUAUUUUUCCUAACAUUUUAAGAGGGAGAAAACUCGCAUCACGACGAAAGAGAAGCACUACGACGACGGCGGAAAACGCUACUCGGCGGAGAAGCGAAGAAGCUCCCGGAAAAAAUCGCCGGCCAUGGCGAGGGCAUGUAACUUAACAGUAUCUAACAUACUUGACGUUCGCAUCGAACAACACAUUGAUUCUUCUUUAAUCUAUUCUCUUCAUUAGCUCAACCACCAUUUUUACUCCCAAUUUUCAUUUUCUCUCUCACAAAUUCAUGUUUGGUGAAACCCUAAAACUUCAUUCUACAGCUUUUCUGCUUAGAGAAUUUUGAAUCUUUGGUAGAGGCAGCUUCAAAAUUUCGGUCAACAUUAAGGGAUUGAAUGGAGAAAAUUUCUGCUACACUUGCUAUGGGCUGGAGCAUUGAACUUGAAAAAGGCCUUCGGUCCAGAAAACCAGGUAAUCCUAUUGAAUCAAUAAACCUGAUUGGUCCUCGGCUAAAGCAGUGGAGUACAGAGCCACAACCCACUUUAGCUAUGUAUAACCUGUUCAGCUUAGUUCCUGGGGAAGAUAGACUUUUUGCAGAUGCGAUUCUCCUCAGGCUUGCAGACACGUUUGUAUCCGGGGACAGAGACAUGAAGAAUUCUGUCGUUAGAGUGUUCUUGUCAAUUUUGAGGCACUGCAAGAGGAAAUAUGGACAAGCACUUGGAUUCUUUUCAAACAUGGACGAGGAUAACAAAAUGGAAUAUUUGAGACGAGUUAAAGUGGUUCUUACUGAUGAGAGUGUUGAGUCCAGAGCAUUAGCUUUAAUUUUGCUUGGGUGUUGUGCUGAGCUUGCUAAAGAUGUUGCUGAAAUGCGACAUGCAAUACUAUCUGCUUUGUAUUCUUGUCAUGUUUUGGAGGUCAAGGCGUCACUGUUUGCAGCUAAAUACUUGUCAGAAAUAUCAGAUGACUUUGGAUUUGUUUUCUUGGAGAAUCUGCUCAAACUCAUAAAUUCACCAAAAACCUUGCCAGCUCUAAAAAUUGCCGGAGCACGAACUUUUCGUAAAAUGGGAUGCUCAGUUUUACUUGCGAUGAAAUCAUACAAGGCUGGUGCUGAACUUAUAAGAAAAACUUUAGAAGAGGAUAUUUUGGCCACUAUGUUGAUCUCUCUCACGAAACUUUCUUUGAAAACAUCCGUUCUAAUCACUGAUCAGGUAGGCUUGCUUAGUUCAAUUCUUGUUCAGAAAACAAGUUUACGUUUGCAGGGUAUAGUGCUUAGAUGCAUGCGUUAUAUUGGAGAGCAAGCAGCAUGCUUUCUACCUGUUAGUGCUUUUCCAUUUCAGAAUUUGUUCAGAAUGCUUGAUGAACCAAAUCUGCCUUCUGCUUUGCAUUGUGAAGUGUUGCAUAUUUUCCUCAAGAUGCUUUCAUAUGGGAUGCUUGAUAUGCUUUUAAUUGAUGUUGAUGAGUUCAAAAAGCUAUUGAAGUAUGUUGAGGAUGCUACUCGAUCCCCAAUACCUUCUGUAAGAUUCUUAGCUUUUCAAAUCUUAGUAAGUAUAUCUGAUAAGCUGAAGGGAAGAGAUGAGCUAAUGUUGGAGUUUAAUCCUAUUACUUAUCCCUCUGGAGUUGUCUCAGUUAUCAGUGAUCAGAUAACUGUAUUGGUGCGGCUGGUGUUAGAUGGGACCUCUAACUGUCAAGUAGAGCAAGAACUAGGAAGCAUGCUCAAAUUGCUACUUUUAUUGGUUGAGAAUCAUUCAGAAUUAGGUGAUUUCAUAGUGGAUAAACUACACUUUAUUAUCAAGAAUAUGGCAGAAUUGCAAAACAUACCUUUGUCUGCAAUACAGAAUCCUGAGGUACACAAAGUUGUUAAUACAAGAGCAAAACAAAGUUGCUCUAUGCAUGUGUUGAUGUUUUACGUCUACAGAUUUUUGGUGGCUUUCCUGGAAACUCUGGAGGAUUCGUGUGCUAUGACAAAUGAAAUAUCUUGCAAAUUGAAACUAAUGGUGUCCUUUAUUUGUGACAACAAUUUAUUUGAUUGUUCUACCCACACAUUCUUUGCCCUUCUUCUGCAUGCCCUUGUCAACUGGAACCAUUUCAUGCCUGAGGAUAAGUCAGGCAAUUCUGUUCAAAGACUGAAUGGGUCUCCCAGUAAAUUGGUUGAAAGUGAUGCAAUUAUCUAUGUAUGUGCAACAAACAUGCUCACAGGAGGAUAUAAUUGGUGUGCUUACAAAGCUGGAAGAUAUGCAUCUUGUAAGGGAGGAUGGGAUGUGGCAAGUUUUAUAUUUCAACAUCUGGAAGCAAAGGUUCAGUCUGAACUUUGCAGCCAGUGGUUAAAAUUCUUAGUUAAGUUUUCCCGUUCUGAGAAGAAUGUCAAGGUGCUGCUUCAGAAAGGAUCUUGCUGUUUGCCUCUGGACCAUGUCUUGGUGCCAUUGACUGUGGAUGGGUACAUUGAAAAACUUAUAAAUGCGUUUGAUGAUACUUGUUCAUCUGUCAAGAUUUUGGAAGCCAUUUCUUUACAAACGCAAACCCUUUGUUUCCAAAGGUGGUUCAUGGCAUUGAGACAGAAGGUUCUACUUGUAAUGGUGGAUAUGAUGAAACUCUUAAAUGAUUAUCUAUUUCCCAAGGCAGGCCUCGAGAGUAGUAGGCACGGGGAAAGUGAUUUUACUGAUGGCCAACCUAUUGUUCAAAAGAUGAAAGACAUGAUGUCUUCUUUGGUUCGAGUAUCUGCAAAACUAGCUAGUAUGGCAAAGGAAUAUGAUAUGAUUUCCUCGUCUUUUGUUGACUUAGACUCCAGAAGCUUCAAACAAAUUUCAGCCCUUGCAUUUGGUUGUUCAGCGUUGGCCUUCUGCACAGAGUUCAUCAAUUUGAUUCCUAAUUCACCUGAUUUUGUUGAUCUGACAAAAGAAUCAGGUUAUUGCCAGAGUGUCAUCAUAAAAGACUUAGCUGUGCGAUUGUGGCAUACGGACUUGGAGAUGUGUAAAAAUCUCAUGUCACUCUUAAAAGAAUGUCAGAUGCCUGAGAGAUUUUUGCAUUUUCUGUCUGGACAUGGGAUACCAAAAGUUAAUCAUGUCUCAGAAGAUCUUCUUACAUUGUGCAGAUCUAGUGUUAGGCGAUUAAUGAAAUUGCAAAAUGAGUGCAUGAGUGCAGAAGACGAGGAUACAAUGUGGCAAGCUUAUAAGGAUCGUAUGCAACUCCUGUUGAAUAUAGUUGAAGCAUGGAUGCAUAUACCUUUCCGGGUUCCCAAGUAUUUUUUCAGACUAAGGCCUACUGUGGGUUCUUUGCUUAUUUCUACAAGUGCUGGUAGUAGAAAAGAAAAUGAGAUUUGUGUCUCUCGGGGAUCCCAACUAGCUCUCAAUCUAUGUAUUCAGCUUAAGAAUGUGACAUCAGAUGUCUGCUCAAGAUUCUCCAAGGUCCAUUGCAUCCUUUCAUGUAAAACAUCAUCUUUGGGGACAAGAUGUAAUAGACAGCCCAGUGGAAAAGGGUGGACAAGCUAUCAAGAAUCGGAAACAGGUGCUUUGAUAGAACUGAAUAAGAAAUUGCAGUGCGAUAUCUUGAAGCAGACCAGAGAAUUCUUGAAUUGUGGGGAUGAUCAAAGUGACAGUGAGACAGUGGAGACGUGUGUAUGUUUCGAAACAAAUGGCUCAGCACAAGGGUUCUCGACUUGCCUGCUGGAUGUUUCUGCCUUUUCUGUUGGUUCCUACAGAAUUAAUUGGCUUAGUGGGGGUGUUGACCAUCAAGGAGCUUAUUGGAGCUUCCUGCCACUAAGUCCCUGUCCUCAGUUCAGUGUGACAGAAUCAUCUUCUGAAAGGUGGUGAUGUAUUUAUUUUUACCGGGCAUGUAGAGGCUAGUUUAGUUUAGAUGGUGUAUAAUUUUGUUGCGAAUGGAAACGCCAUCAUAUCAUCUCCGAUGAUGUUGUACAGUUUUGGCAUUUAGGUUUAAAUUCACUUGAACAUCAGACUUUCAUCUUAAGAAGAUUCAAUUGUCAGAUGUGACCUGUGCUCUUCAUAUUUUCUAGGGAGUUGUUCAGCUUUGAUGUGAAAGAAACCUAGCGUCGCUACUCACUAUUUUUCUUAUCUAUUAUCCCUAAUUUAUUGUAUUCAUCUUUAGAAUCAAGAAAUUAUACAAGUGUAAAAAAAA
Messenger RNA from Chenopodium quinoa (quinoa), 5086 nucleotides. RefSeq lists its product as uncharacterized. NCBI's taxonomy places the organism in Eukaryota, Viridiplantae, Streptophyta, Magnoliopsida, Caryophyllales, Amaranthaceae. Gene Ontology annotation, biological process: snRNA 3'-end processing. The record is from RefSeq and is a predicted model, not a curated record. The transcript is spliced from 8 exons. The coding region runs from base 1354 to 4764 and encodes 1136 amino acids. Gene Ontology annotation, cellular component: integrator complex.